AUGAGCAUUUUCACGUCGCGAGAAGUUGAUCCAUUUGACACGCGAACCGGCUCUGACAGAUCGCUUCUCAGCACCACGCUUGACCGACUACGGGGUGAAACGUCAGAUCAGGCUAACAGUAUGUUUGGUCUUUUGAAAGAUACAAUCACCACUCAACUCAAUCGACGUACAUCAUCUCAAAAGUUGAAUGAUCACCCAUCAUCCCGAAGCCGGGCGAAGGAGAAAGGAAAGGGGAAGAUCAGGGAGCGAGUGUCAACACUUGAUUUGCUCUCCAAUGUUCGAACGGCAGCGCCAACUGCACCACCUCCGCCUUACUCCGUCAAUCUGCCGCCAAAAAGACCGCUGAAAAGAAACAACCUUAUUGCUGCUCGCCCAGAAGACAGGAACCUUGAUCAUGGGUUGAUUUCACCAAGGAGUAGCACGCUUGGUCGCCCAUCAAAGCCGCGAGAGAUUGAAAGUUCAACGCUAUUGACCAGUGACAACCUCAAAAGGGUUGACUAUGACGAUGGCGAAAAUACACGUUACUCAUUUCCUCCGAAGCCGAUCAUUCCACCGGCGAGGCAGAGUGGGCAACGUCAAGCAAUAGGUGUUUUGUCGAUCGAAAACUUGAACCGACAUGAAAGAGAAAUAGAGGAUAAGAUAAUCAGAGAUUCCAUCCAGCGGAAUUCCUCGGGCCGUACCACGGAAUAUCGCAUGAGAAAUGGCCUUCAUCUAAAAGAACUUACAUACGACAAUCUCAAGCACAUGGAAGAGACUAGCGACCUUCACACGACGAGAAGUUCGCCCAGAAAGCACCCAGCAAUGUUGAACGACAACUACCCGAGAGGUCCCCGGCAUCUGAGUGAUCCUUUGCCAAGAACGGUGUUUCAGAAUGCUGAUGGGAAGUACUACAGGAUCCAAGGACUACAUGAAGAUAAUGUAGCCAUUCUUGAGCGGAAAGCUCAAAGGCUGGGAGGAAGCAUAUGGCAGGCAUAUGAAAGAGGGAAAAGACUAGAAAUUGAAUUGGAACUAGAGAUGGAAUUAGAACGCGAAAAGGAGGAGUACCGGCAGAAAAGGGCGAGCAAGGAAAAGCAGAAACGUUCGAAGCUCGUGUUGGACACCGAGACCAUUCCGUAUCAUGAAGCGGGACCUAGUCGCGAUUUCUUGCCUGGUGGCCGUCAUCACGAUCGAUCUUACGCGGAAGAUCUAGAUACACAGCCAAGUGUGUCCAAGGCGAGAGCGGGUGCGACAGGAUCAUUGAGUUUUGACAGCGAUCUAGUUAUAGCAUUGAGGCUUCAGUCGACGUGGGAUAGGGAAGAUGAGGACCUCAGGGAACAACGAGAAUUCGCUCUUGCGGUUCAAAGUGGGAGCGUUGAUUUGACGAGCGCUAAUUUGAAAAGGCUUGAGGCGGUCCAUCGAGCUCGGCCGUCUCUGUUGGAGUCGAGGUCUCGCGAGGAUGCUAGACAUUCCACACAGAGGCUAUCGCUUGGUAGGUCAAAGGUGCAGUAUGCUGAUGACAUUGUACAAGCCGAGGGGAUGAAAGUGGCUGCGGUAGAACCACGAAGAAGUAGUCAAAUGGUUUUGCCGUGUGUCAGUUGUAUGGAGUUGAAAACAAAAGCUCUCACUGCUACAUUGGCAUGCAAACAUGUAUAUUGUGGAGAUUGUAUCGCAGAAGCCUUCCGCACAGCCAAAACCUCCCGCACCGAAUUCAAAUGCUGCGGCGUCUCCGUCCCCAUCCUCCACGCCCUCCCCUUCCUCCCCAAAACAAUCGUAAAAGCCUACACCGCGCUCCUCCUCGAGAAAUCCACGCCCAACCCCAAAUACUGCCACGACUGCAGCAACUUCAUCCCGCCGAAAUUCAUCAAGGGCUCCUCGUGUCUCUGUCCCGUGUGUCGCAAGCGCUCGUGCCGGAUCUGUGGCGACAAGGCCCAUCCAGGCGUCUGCGCGGACGACGAGGAGGGGAAGAAGGUCCUCGCCCUGGCGAGGAAGAAGGGAUGGAAAACGUGCACGUGUGGAUGGAUUCUGGAGAGGAAUCAGGGGUGUUUGCAUAUGACUUGUAGGUGUGGUGCGGAGUGGUGUUAUAGUUGUAUGGAGAAGUGGGGGGAUUGUAAGUCUACUUGUCGGAGGAGGGAGUGA
Messenger RNA from Glarea lozoyensis ATCC 20868, 2115 nucleotides. Its product is annotated as RING/U-box. The record is from RefSeq and is a predicted model, not a curated record. Gene Ontology annotation, biological process: protein polyubiquitination; ubiquitin-dependent protein catabolic process; positive regulation of proteasomal ubiquitin-dependent protein catabolic process. Gene Ontology annotation, molecular function: ubiquitin protein ligase activity; ubiquitin conjugating enzyme binding; zinc ion binding. NCBI's taxonomy places the organism in Eukaryota, Fungi, Ascomycota, Leotiomycetes, Helotiales, Helotiaceae. The coding region runs from base 1 to 2115 and encodes 704 amino acids. Gene Ontology annotation, cellular component: cytoplasm; ubiquitin ligase complex. The transcript has 2 exons.